AUGAUAAAAUGUGUUACCAGUUUUAUUUCCACAGACUCAGAGCAGCCGGCUGAUCUGAGAAUAGUUCUGGUGGAGAAGACUGGAGCAGGGAAGAGUUCAACAGGAAACACCAUCCUGGGGAGAAAAGCCUUUACAGAAGAGGCCUCCUUUGUGUCUGUAACUGAAACAUGUGAGAAACAGAGUGGAGUGGUGGAUGGGAGGAAGAUUGAUGUCAUCGACACCCCGGGGCUCUAUGACACAACAAUGUCUGAAGAAGAGAUGAAAAGUGAAAAAGUCAGGUGUAUAGAAAUGUCAGUCCCAGGACCCCACGCCUUCCUGCUGGUGAUCAGACUGGGGAGGUUCACAGAGGAGGAGAGGAACACUGUUAAGUGGAUCCAGAGGAACUUUGGAGAAGAAGCCUCAAUGUACACCAUCUUGCUGUUCACACAUGGAGAUCAACUGAAGGGAAAAUCAGUGGAGGAGUUUCUGGCUGAGAGCAAAGAGCUACGGAAACUCAUCAAUAUCUCUGGGGGCAGAUAUCACUCCCUAAUCAAUGACAAGAGAAAAGACAACACUCGAGUUACAGAGCUGCUGAAUAAGAUAGAGGAGAUGGUGUCGAGGAAUGGAGGAAAACACUACACCAAUGAGAUGUACCAGGAAGAACAGAGGAAGAUCAAUGAGGAAAAGGAGAGGAAGAGACAGGAAGAGGAGAAGAGAGAUAGAGAGAGGAGACAGGAAGAAGAAGAAGAAGAAGAGAAGAGAAAUUGAAUGACUGCAAGUGGUCAGAGGAUUUCAGUUCAGCUGCAUUGGGGUUGGGAGCCAUGUACAGCUCUCCAUGGUCGUUAGCAGCAGGGGCUGCAUUAGCCACUGUUAAAGGUUAUGAUUGCAUGGACACCUAUUACAAAUCAGGUAGUUCCAACUCAGAAGACCAGAAGGAAUACGAUUUCCACAUCCACCAUCUCAGAUUAUUUUCAAAUUAAGAUGAAUUAUUGUGUUAUAUAAUCUAAAUAUAAUUUGAUCUCUGAGAAAUUAAGCAAAUUUAUUGCGCCCAAAUUUGACAUUUUAAUUGAUAGGAUUCAUAUACUAUUCAAUACAUAUAGUACCCAACAUCUGAUCUGGAUCCAAUUUUUCCCCAACAAUGAUUAAGGACAAAGAAUGCCUCAGAUCAGAUGUUGGGUAUUAUUUCACCCUAAUGCCUUGUUAACUGGAGGGUGGCCAUUUGCAUCUCCCUAAUGGUCCAAAUGUGGAAUCCAUAACCAUGCUGAUAUCAUGGACAGUAAUGGUUUGAGAACAUUCCAAGAUUUGGAAGAUACAUACACAUUACCAGAUACAUACACAUUACCAGUUACAUACACAUUACCAGUUACAUACACAUUACCAGAUACAUACACAUUACCAGAAACAUACACAUUACCAGACACAUACACAUUACAAGGCAACUCUUUUUGUUUAUAUUUACAACUCAGGUCAGCUAUGUUGGCCUAUGGAGUCCCUUGGGAAACCCAGCUACCGAACCAUCCAAUGAUGGGAAUUAUAAAUAAAUGAUCUGGGCUCCUGAAAGGACUGAUCUCUAUAAUAUACAUGCUAUACAUGCUAACUUCUGGAAAGUGGUAAAACAUUUUAAACAACUCCUCCCCCUUGGGGGUUGCAGAUAACCAAGUGGUUAGAGCAUUGGGCCAGUAACUGGAAGGUUACUGGAUCAAAUCCCUGAGCUAACAAGGUACAAAUCUGUUGUUCUGCUCCUGAGAAAGGCAGUUAACCCAGUGUUCCCCAGGUGCUGAAGAUGUGGCUGUUGAUUAAGGCAGCCCUCUGCACUUCUCUGAUUCAGAAGGGUUGGGUUAAAUGCAGAAGACACAUUUCAGUUGUAAAACUGACUAGUAUCCCCCUUUCCCUUGUUGUCCCAGCAGGUUUUGACAGCCUCUGGUCCCAUACCAGACAAAAUUUAAAUUUGUGGUACUUUCAAUAACCAUUUUGCUUCAGCUGGCCAAUUAUUUGAAAGGAUAAUCUCUGAAAAUGCAUAUCAUUCUACAAGAGUCCUCUAGUCACAUGACCUUGUAGAUAACGAUGCACUAACAGACUCACAGACUUUAUCUUCAUUUCCCCAUGUGAUGCCUAUGAUGUACUAAGUGCUAUGCUAAAGUGUAAGAAAGUAAAAAAUGUAUAGCUGAUUCACAUAAUCCCUUCUUACUCUCUGCACCAGUUAUCACAGAACCAUUGACCUACGUAUAUAUUAUAACUUUACAGUUGUUUCUGGUGAUAUCCUUAAGAUCUGUAAAGCAGCACAUGUCCUCCCCCUACAUAAAGGAGGAGGUCCUUCUGACUUAGAUAACUACCGUCCAAUUUGCAAAUUAUCGUGCCUUCCCAAAGUUUUAGAAUCCCUGGCCAACUGUCAACUAACUUUAACUUCUCACUCUAUUCUUAAUGUGAACCAAUCAGGAUUUAGACCUGGACAGAGCACAGUUUCAGCUGCUACGCUUGUUUUAGAUGUGUUCAA
This is a messenger RNA of Salmo salar (Atlantic salmon), 2473 nucleotides long. The record is from RefSeq and is a predicted model, not a curated record. NCBI's taxonomy places the organism in Eukaryota, Metazoa, Chordata, Actinopteri, Salmoniformes, Salmonidae.